Cebus imitator (Panamanian white-faced capuchin) is the source of this 2041-nucleotide messenger RNA. RefSeq lists its product as uncharacterized. The transcript is spliced from 4 exons. Bases 162 to 476 code for a protein of 104 amino acids. Lineage: Eukaryota; Metazoa; Chordata; Mammalia; Primates; Cebidae. The record is from RefSeq and is a predicted model, not a curated record.
GUCUUGUAGGGGUUCCUCUGGAAAUCAAGGCAACUUAAGUAUGCUUUGGAUUAGAGGGAUAAUCCCUUUUUCAGAGCACAUCUCAUUUCCAAGUGGCUGUUGCGCUGCUGUUUGCCCCCACUCCUUCAGUGCGACAGCCUCAGAGCUGGUGGAAAGACUGCAUGCCACGGGAUAAAUUCGUAGACGUGGAAUUCCUGGAUCAAAUGAUACUAAGGGAGACUUCCCUGGAAGCAGACUUGUGUCCGCAGUGUACAAACUCACCCUGUAAUGCACACAAUGGCCAGAUAACACAAACACACAUUUAUCCCCACAGCUCACAGACUCUUGUCACAGUACACAGACUUGCCUUCCAGCACACAGACAUACCCAAAGGCACACCGACAAGCACCACAGCAAAAAGACUUUCCCCAGAGCAUACAGACACUCCCAUUCCCUGUGUCAACAGACUCUCUCAAAGGCACCUAUAUUCUCCUUAAAGCAGAGACUCACCUAAGGUGCACUGAUGCACCCAGCAUGACACAGACUUGCCCUCCAUAAGGACUCCACUAUGGCACACAAACAAUCCCAACAUCACAUACUGUUCCCACAUCACACAAACACUUUCUAGGAAACACAAAGCCUACAGACUUACCCCAUAGAGCACGGCUUCCUCCACAAGACACAUAUUCUCAAGGCCAAUAGACUCACUCCACAGCACACAGACUGUCUCCAGAGCACACAGCUUUUUCCUACAGCAAACAGACUCUCCCCAGUGCACACAGACUCCCCUGACAUCAUACACUCUCACCACAGAUCAUAGACGCAUCCUAGAGCACAGGGACUCUUGCCAAUGAAACAGACUUUCCCUAAGAACAGACUCAUGAGACAGCUUGAAGACCCGCAUCAUGACACAAAGACUCCCACAACGGACAGACUCACCCUAUUGUGUGCAGACAAGCACCCCAGGCCACAGACCCCACAGCACACAGACUUGCCCAACACUACACAGACACUCCCCAGAGCACAUAGACUCACCCCACAAAGCAGACUAAAUCCAUACUACAGAGACUCUCCCUAUAGCUUUCAGGCAAGCUUACCCCGCCACACAGAAAUGCAACAAGACAUCUUACAACAUAUAUCACUCCUUGAUGCACAGAAUUGUGUAACAGCACACAAACUUGUUCUACAAUGCACGAAUUCAUGUCACAAAAGACAUACUUACCACAUAAUACAAAUACUUGCUCCAGAGUACACUCAUUUGCCCUAAAAUAUCUGGACCUUCCCGAAAACAGAGUUACCACACAAUGUAUGCUGUGUCCCUGCAUCAUCAAAAUACAACUGAAAUUCCUCAGACCCACUCUGAUCAAUAGACAUACCUCACAAUACACAGGUUGGCAUCAGAGUGGGAAAAGCUGGCUCUACCACAGAGUUAUUCCACAACAGACAAACUCGUGCUGUAGAGACACCUAAUCUUUCUCUAAGGUAUUCAGACCUACCCUUUUGGGCACAGUCACAGAUGUGAUCCACAAUACCCUCACUCAUCCCACAAUACUGAUGCAACUCACAGCAUAGAAACACAUCCCACAGCAUAACACUCUAACCCCAUGGUGCUCAGAAAUGUCAGAGCACACAUUUGCCAUACAGAUUUAUUUCAUACACAAAAACAGUUCUUACAGUGCCUAUACAAUGCAAACAUGUAUCCCAAAGUAUAUGAAACUAUUUGCUAUGUCACUCUUAGGUUUACCCCAAAGCACAUAGACCAGUUUCACUGUUCAAGCUGCUGCCUAUAAACAGGAUAUGUCCAGUCAUGAACAGAAAUUCACCAAAAUGCACGGAUUCACCCAUCAAUAUACAUCCUUUCCUCACAACUCACACAAACACCACUGAGCACUAGACUCACCCUAAAUGUACAGAUAAGCCCUUCAGGGCACAGACUUACUCUGCAGCAUACUAAAUCAUGUCUAUCGCACUUAGAUGUGUCUUCGAUUCACAGUUAUGCCUGUAAACACACAGAUUGCCUCCACAAUGCACAGAAUUGCAUCAUAACACAGACUUACGCUAC